AUGUUCUCGCAGCGGAGGACUGCAUCAGCCACUGUGGGGUUUUGCAGACUUCUGCUAUUUGCAUUGACUCUGACAGGUAACGCAUCCGCGCAAGUUUUUGACAGUUUGGGAUUAUUUUACGCCCUGAGACCGGAGCUAUCAGAGGAUGCCAUUCUUGUCGCUAAUAAUGGAAUACGUGUGCCGUUUGGGAGACCCGUUUUCAUUGAUCCCAUCAAUGAUUUAGUCAUACAAGUUCAGCCUGGAGACAGAUGCAGCAUAACUGUUUUGGAUAAUGAUCCUUUAUCACAGAGACCCGGACAGCUUUUCCCAAAGAAGUUUUCGUGUGAAUUUGGUCCCAAUGACGUGAAAUACACGCAUUUUGGCUCGAGGAGCCCCUCAAAGGACCGCGUGAGGCUGCAGCUCAGGUAUGACACUCAAACUGACACCAUUAUAAUACCGUUUAUGAUGGAAGUUGAGGUCGUUUUUACUCAGUUGGAGGUGUUAACCAGAAACAUGCCUCUGACAGUUGAAAAACUGCUUGGCACAAGUAAUCCAAUUGACAAAAGAAUUUUGGAGUUUACUUUUGAUAGAAACUCGCAGCAGUGCAAGGUAUCAUCCUUAGCUAGUAGCAGCACGUUGCCCAGAUACGGAAAACUUACUGACGAAGCCAAACUGGGGAAAAUGGUGGACUGUGAUGAAUUUCUGAAGCUAAAUAUACGCUAUCAGCAUACAUUCACCCACAGGUCUCCAAACAGAGAUUACAUUCCCAUGUUUGUAGAAUUACAGGACAAGGAAGGGAAUUUGCUCAAGCAGGAGUUUUUCCAAAUUAUGGUGCGCAUAAAAGAGGGAGAGGAAAAUAAUGCCCCCAAACCUAGUUUUGUAGCAAUGAUGAUGAUGGAGGUUGAUCAGUUUGUCAUGACUGCUAUAACCUCAGAUAUGCUUGCUGCAGAGGACAUAGAAUCCAACCCCGAUGAUUUGAUAUUUAACAUCACCUCCCCUCUCUCCUUUGAGGAAGGCUACAUUGUGAGCACUGAUGAUAGGAAUCUGCCAAUCACGUCCUUUUAUCAAGGAGACCUGAAGGAUCUAAAAAUAGCCUACAAGCCUCCAUCUGUCGACUCAGAGGCGGAGAGAAUUUUUCAGAUCGAGUUCGAGGUGGUGGACACGGAGGGGGCCGUCUCGGACCCCUUCGCGUUCAUGAUCGUGGUGAAGCCCAUGAACACGCUGGCCCCCGUGGUCACCAGGAACACGGGGCAGCUCCUGUACGAGGGCCAGUCCCGGCCGCUGUCCAGCUCGCACAACCUGGAGAUCAGCGACGAGGACAAUCUGCCCGACGUCAGGGUCACCGUCAUCAACGGGCUGCGGCACGGCGAGCUCACCGUCCUCGGGGCGAGGAGGAAGUUCUUCACCCCGGCGGACCUCGACGCCGGCGCCGUCAUCUACCAGCACGACGGCAGCGACACCUACAGCGAUAACAUCAUCUUCCGCAUGACGGACGGCAAGAACGAGGUGGAGUUCCUGUUUCCCCUCACCGUGGUGCCCAUGGACGACGAGCCGCCCAUUAUAAACGCCAACACCGGACUGGUGCUGUUCAAGAACCAGAUGGUGCCCAUUUCCCCGCUCAUGCUCAGCGCGGCCGACAUCGACUCGGAGGACUCGACCGUUAAGUUCACGAUCGAGUCUCCGUUCUCUGCGAUCGGAGAAGUGCUGCUGCGCCAGUCUGAAGCGCCGGAAGAUCCGUCAACCUGGAAAUUCAGUGCGACGGAUGAGGUGUAUGAAAAAGUUGUAACGGAGUGGUUACAGCAGGACGUCACGGACGGGAAACUCUUCUACAGGCACACCGGUCCUCACAGCACAGACACGGUGAUGGACCAGUUUGUGUUCCGCGUGCAAGAUGACAACGAUCCCCCCAACCAAUCAGGGGAGAGUGCUUUCAUCAUCAAGGUUCUUCCCAUUGACGACAUCCCGCCCGCACUCUUUCUGGGAACCACCAUGCAAAUGACCGUACAUGAGUACCAGUUGACCCACUUCCGGAAAAAAUUCCUCCGAUACACUGACCUGGAUUCAGAGGACAGAGAUCUGAAAUACACCAUCAUCCAGCCGCCAACAGACACCGAUCAGAACAGCCCUAUAAUACUUGGAUCUAUCGUUUUAACAGAAAGCCCGACAACUGUGAUCACUGAAUUUACUCAGGCGCAAAUAAAUCACCACAAAAUAGCAUACAAACCCCCUGACCUGGAGCUGGGAAUCACCGCCCACGUGGUGCAGUUUCGCUACACCGUUGAAGACACUGCUGGAAACGGUGUGGAGGGAGAUUUCUCCAUAUUCCUUCAACCCGUUGACAACACGCCUCCUCAGAUAACCAACAGUGGCUUCACGAUCCUCGAGCGGGGCACCCAUAUUAUUACGAGUGCCGAGCUGGACACCACAGAUGCCGACACUGACAGUAAGCAGAUAUCGUUCACGCUCACCCAGCCUCCACUUCACGGCUAUGUCCAAUACUCAUUCACUGAAAUGACCAAAGGGGACUCCUUCAACCUCAAUGACAUUUCCAGUGGCAAAAUCUCUUAUAUUCACAAUGGGGAUGAGUCCACCACCGACACAUUUCAGUUGGACAUCAGCGACGGCAUCCACAUCGUCACGAUCAUCGUUAAGAUAAACGUGAAGCCUGUCGACGAUGAACCCCCUACGAUUAAUCUCCCGGUGGGCACAAUCGGCUCAUACCUUGAUGUUUUGGAGAACGGAGCCACCGAGAUCACAAGUGACGUGAUUCAGGGACGGGAUGAGGACACGGACGACCUUAGGCUGACCUUUAUCGUGGAAGACCCUCCAGUGUUUGGGGAAAUCCUUGUCAAUGGUGUUCCCUCACAGACGUUCACCCAGGCGGACAUCAUCAAUGGAGUGGUGGUUUAUGCCCACACCAGCGGAGAAAUCGGCUUCACCACAAAAGAGGAUUUUUUCAAUCUGACCCUCACAGACAUGUCGGAUGAAUGGACUGUUGGGGGCAACAAAGUGAAAGGGGUCAGAGUGCAGGUCACCAUUCUCCCAUUGGACAGCCAGGCACCAGAGGUCACGGUGGGCAGGCAGUUCAGUGUCGUAGAAGGGGAGAAGAAUAUCAUUGAGAUCCAGCAUAUAAACGCCGAAGACAUUGACACACCAAAAGAUGACCUCCUGUGCACCAUCAUUGUCCAGCCCUCCUCUGGCUACUUAGAGAACAUUUCUCCAGCCCCUGGUUCAGAGAAAUCCAGGUCAGGGACUGCUAUUAGUGCUUUCACCAUUAAGGACAUAAGACAAAGUCACAUAUAUUAUGUGCAAAGCAUUCACAAAGGUGUGGAGCCUGUGGAGGACAGGUUCACCUUCCGGUGCUCCGACGGCAUUAACUUUUCAGAGAGGCAUUUCUUCCCCAUAGUUAUAAUUCCCUCCACUGAUGAAAAACCGGAGAUCUACAUGAGGGAGUUUGUGGUGAUGGAAGGCAUGAACAUUGUCAUUGACACACCUAUUCUGAACGGGGCAGAUGCGGACGUCCCGGCAGAUGAACUGACGUUCAUUAUCACCAAACCGCCAAAACACGGAUUUAUCCUCAACCAGCUCGCCACCGGCACAGUACCAGUAACCAACUUCACACUUGACCAGAUUAAAGAGGCCUCGAGUAUUGUUUAUGAGCAUGAUAACACAGAGACUACAGAAGACAGCUUUGAUGUAAUUCUCACUGAUGGUAAAUUCACGGUGCAAAAAAAUAUUAUUGUCAUGAUCAUUCCUGUAGAUGAUGAGACACCCAGAAUGGCAAUUAACGAUGGUCUAGAAAUUGAGAUUGGUGAUACAAAAGUAAUUAACAAUAAAAUUUUGAAAGCAACUGAUCUUGACUCUGAAGAUAGCACUCUGACAUACAUAAUCCGUUAUGGGCCUGGGCAAGGCUUCUUACAGAGGAAAACCCCUUAUGGAUUAUAUGAAAACAUUACAGUUGGCAUGAAAUUUACACAGAGCGAGGUGGACCAGGACCUAAUUGUCUACAUACACAAUGGACAGGAGGGCAUACGUGACCUCAUUAAAUUUGAUGUCACCGAUGGCCUUAACCCACUCAUUGACAGGUACUUCUACAUCACUGUCGGCAGUAUUGACAUGGUGUUUCCAGACGUAGUUAGCAAAGGUGUUUCUCUGAAGGAGGGCGGGAGGGUGACGCUCACCACUGACUUACUGAGCACCAGUGACCUCAACAGCCCAGAUGAAAACCUGGUCUUCACUAUCACCAGGGCGCCGGUGCGAGGGCAUUUGGAGUGCACGGACACGCCCGGCAUGCCUAUUUCCUCCUUCACUCAGCUCCAGCUAGCCGGUAACAAAAUCUACUACAUCCACACGUCGGACGACGAGGUGAAGAUGGACAGUUUUGAGUUUGAGGUGACUGAUGGCUACAACCCGGUCUUCCGCACCUUCCGCGUGUCCAUCACAGAUGUUGACAACAAGAAACCGGUCUUGACGGUCCAUGGGCUUUUGGUGAACGAGGGCGAGAACAAGCUGAUCACCCCCUUCGAGCUGACGGUGGAGGACCGGGACACCGCUGACCGGUUGCUCAAGUUCACCGUGACCCAGGUGCCCGUCCACGGCAGGCUGCUUUUCAACAACACCCAUCCCGUCACCUCCUUCACCAAGCAAGACCUCAAUGAGAACAUGAUCAGCUACAAGCACGACGGCACCGAGUCGUCCGGAGACAGUUUCUCUUUCACCGUCACCGACGGCACCCACACCGACUUUUACGUGUUCCCCGACACCGUGUUCGAGACCCGCAAGCCGCAGAUGAUGAAGAUCGCCAUCGUGUCCGUGGACAACGGGAUCCCGCAGAUCGUGGUCAACAAGGGCGGCCCGACCCUGAGGACGCUCACGACUGGUCACCUGGGGUUCAUGAUCACAAGCAAGGCCCUGAAAGCGGAAGAUCGAGACAGCACCCCGUCUUCUGUGACAUUCAAGAUUACAGUUGGGGCAGAGCAUGGCUACAUCAUCAACCUGGGGAAGGGCAAUGCCACCAUCACUACGUUCACACAAGCUGACGUCGAUGACAUGAAAAUCUGCUACGUGCUGAGGGCUGGAGACAACGCCACAAAUGACAUCUUCUACUUUUCCAUCGAAGACAGCGGAGGUAACAAGCUGAAGAACCAGUUCUUCCGUCUGAACUGGGCCUGGAUCUCUCUGGAGAAAGAGUACUACACGGUGGACGAGGACACCAAGUUCCUGGAGGUGGUGCUGAGACGCAGGGGCUAUCUGGGGGAGACCUCCUUCGUCAGCAUUGGCACCAAAGACGGCACGGCUGAAAAGGACAAGGACUUCCGGGGCAAGUCACAGAAACAGGUCCAGUUCAACCCGGGCCAGACCACGGCCACCUGGAAGGUGCGCAUCCUGUCGGACAGCGAGUACGAGCAGUCCGAAACCUUCCGGAUCGUUCUGUCCGAACCGGUCAUGGGGGCGCUGGAGUUUCCUGAGGUGGCCACUGUGGAGAUUCUGGACCCUUCAGACGAGUCCACCGUCUUCAUCCCGUCGGCCUCCUACGCCGUGGAGGAGGACGUCGGCGAGCUGCUGAUACCGGUCCGCCGGAGCGGCGACGUCAGCCAGGAGCUCAUGGUCAUCUGCUACACCCAGCAAGCCACGGCGACGGGCACCAUUCCCAGCACGGUGCUGUCGUACUCGGACUACAUCUCCCGGCCGGAGGAGCAUCCCAGCAUGCUGCGCUUCGACAAGGACGAGACGGAGAAGCCCUGCCGCGUGGUCGUCAUCGACGACUCGCUGUACGAGGCCGAGGAGAGCUUCAACGUCACCCUCAGCAUGCCUAUGGGGGGUCGCCUGGGCCAGGAGUUCCCCUCCGCCUGCAUCACCAUCCUGCCGGACCAGGACGACGCUCCUGUCUUCUACUUCGGCCACACGGAGUAUCGCGCGGACGAGAGCGCCGGCUUCGUGGAGGUGAAGGUGUGGAGAACCGGCACGGACCUGUCCAAAACCGGCACCGUCACGGUGCGCUCCCGGAAGACCGACCCCGUGUCCGCGGAAGCUGGGGUGGACUAUGUGGGCAUCAGCCGGAACCUGGACUUCGCCCCCGGGGUGAACAUGCAGACGUUCCGCGUGACCAUCCUGGACGACCUGGGCCAGCCAGAGCUGGAGGGUGUGGAGCAGUUCGAGCUGAUUCUGCGGAUGCCCAUGAACGGCAUUCUGGGAGAGCCGGGGAAGGUCACCAUCUCCAUCAACGACUCCGUCUCAGACCUUCCCAAGGUGCAGUUCCGGCACGGCGCGUACGUGGUGGACGAGGACGCGGGCCAGCUGUCCGUCGCGGUGUACCGCAGCGGCGACAUCGGCUACAGGUCCACCGUGCGCUGCUACACCCGCCAGGGCUCCGCCCAGGUCAUGAUGGACUUCAACGAGCGGCCCAACACCGACGCCUCCGUCAUCACCUUCCUUCCUGGGGAGUUGGAGAAGCCGUGUGUCCUGACUCUGGUUGACGACGGGAUCCACGAGGAGGACGAGGAGCUGCGGCUGGUGCUGGGGAGCCCCAGGAGCGAGUCCCCGUUCGGCGCGUCCGUCGGGGCCCAGAACGAGACCCUCGUCAAGAUAAAAGACGACUCCGACCAGGCCAUCAUCAGGUUUGGCGAGACCAAGUUCAGCGUGAGCGAGCCGAAGGUGGCGGGGCGCGUCUCCGUGGUGACGGUCCCGGUGCUCAGGCUGGGGGACACGUCCAAGGUGUCUGUGGUGCGCGUGCACACCAAGGACGGCUCGGCCACCUCCGGGGAGGACUACCACCCCGUGUCCGAGGAGAUUCAGUUCAAGGCGGGGGAAAGCCAGCACUUUGUGGAGGUGGAGAUCCUGUUCGACGGAGUCCGGGAGAUGAGAGAGGCCUUCACUAUCCACCUGAAACCGGACGAAAACAUGGUGGCAGAAACUCAGAUGAGCAAAGCGAUCAUCUACAUCGAGGAGACCAACAGCAUGGCGGAUGUCACCUUCCCCUCGGUGCCCAAGGUGGUGUCUCUGCUGAGGUACGACACCCCUGGGAGGACCAGGGACAGCCUCCCGCCCUCGGCCGGAUAUCCCGUCGUCUGCGUCACGGCCUGCAACCCGAAAUACUCGGACUUUGACAAGACGGGCUCCAUCUGCACCAGCGAGCACAUCAACAACACCCUGACCCAGUACCGCUGGCUGGUCAGCGCCCCAGCCGGGCCGGACGGGGUCACCAGCCCCAUGCGCGAGGUGGACUUCAACACCUUCUUCACCUCCUCCAAGCUCGUCACGCUGGACUCGGUCUACUUCCAGGCCGGGUCGCGGGUCCAGUGUGCCGCCCGGGCCGUCAACUCCAACGGAGACGAGGGCCUGGAGCUGAGCAGCCACAUCAUCACCGUCAGCCUGGAGGAGGGUAUGUGCCAGCCGCGUAAAGUGGGCACUGUGGGGGCGGAGCCUUUCUCCGCCAAACUGCGCUACACGGGAGCGGACGAUCCGGACCGCCCCAACCUGAUCAAGCUGACCGUCACCAUGCCCCACAUGGACGGCAUGUUGCCGGUGGUAUCCACACGGCCCCUGUCUAACUUUGAGCUGACGCUGAGUCCUGACGGAACUCGGGUGGGCAACCACCGCUGCUCCAACCUGCUGGACUACAACGAGGUGACCACCCGGCACGGCUUCCUGACCGACGCCACCAAGAACCCGGAGGUGAUCGGGGAGACCGCGCCCUACCAGUACAGCGCCCCCCUCAGGGGCGCCAGCACACUGCGCUUCUACAGGAACCUGGACCUGGAGGCCUGCCUGUGGGAGUUCGUCAGCUACUAUGACAUGUCCGAGCUCCUCACUGACUGUGGGGGCUCCAUCGGCACUGACGGACAGGUGCUGAACCUGGUCCAAUCGUACGUGACGCUGAGGGUGCCUCUGCACGUGUCGUACGUGUUCCACUCCCCGGUGGGGGCCGGAGGCUGGCAGCACUUCGACCUGCAGUCGGAGCUCCGGCUCACCUUCGUGUACGACACCGCCAUCUUGUGGAAGGAUGGCGUCGGGAGCCCUCCCGAGGCUGAGCUGCAAGGUGCGCUGUUCCCCACCAGCAUGCGCAUUAACGGGGAGGGUCGUCUGGUGGUCAACUUCCGCACCGAGGCCCGCUUCCGGGGUCUGUUCGUGACGUCACACUCCGCCUCCACUCUGUCCUCCAUGGUGAUGUGCCCGGACCAGCCCGGCCUCACCUUCAACCUGAGCCUGGUGAGGAGUGAGCCCACCUACAACCAGCCCAUGCAGCAAUGGACCUUCAUCUCCGACUUCGCCGUGAGAGAUUACUCGGGCACGUACACAGUGAAGCUCAUCCCCUGCACGACUACUCCGUACCUGGAGUACAGCUUUCCCCCCGUCUGCAACCCCAGGGAGCCUGUGACUUUUGACCUGGACAUCCGCUUCCAGCAGGUGAGCGACCCAGUGGCUGCAGAGUUCAGCCUGAACACUCAGAUGUUCCUGCUGUCCAAGAAAACACUCUGGCUGUCUGACGGCUCCAUGGGAUUUGGUCAGGAGAGCGACACUGCUUUCUCAGAGGGCGACAUCAUCUACGGCCGGGUGAUGGUGGACCCUGUGCAGAACCUGGGUCACUCCUUCAUGUGUAACAUCGAGAAGGUCUUCCUCUGCACGGGAGCUGACGGAUACGUCCCCAAGUACAGCCCCGCCAACUUCGAGUACGGCUGCCUGGCCGACUCGCCCUCCCUGCUCCACAGGUUUAAGAUUGUGGACAAAGCCCAGCCCGAGACACAGGCCAGGAAUUUUGGGAAUGUGGGAUUCAACACCCUCCUGGCUGUGGACGACCCGGAAGCGUUGCCCUUGGUGAGGCAGCCGGGAUCCGACGGGUUUCGACUGGACUCCUCCGCCCUGUUUCAGGUGUCGGCCGGGAGGGAAUGGUACAUCCACACCAUCUACACGGUCCGGUCCCGGGAGAACGCCAACCGGGGGAUCGGGAAGAGAAGCCUGGAGUUCCACUCGCUGGCGCGGGGCGGGGACCCUGCGGCGGGCGCCGGGUCUCGGUCCAAGCGGUCGACCGACGGGGAGGAGGAUGUGGCCAGGGAGAUCGGCGAGGAGAGCAACAGGGGCACCAACAUCCUGCACGUCAGCCUGGACCGCAGCCGGCGCGGGACCGGGCCCGGCCGCGAGGUGUCCUCCGAGGGCCCGAUCCCCCGCGAACUCAACCCCCGGCACGACGACGACGGCGCCGGCGCGGUUACCAUCGCGAGCAUCCUGGUGGGGGUGCUCCUGGCCGUCCUCGUCGUCGUCCUGGCCGUCCUGCUGGCCUGCUCCAAGCAGAGGAAGAGGAAGAAGAAGAAGGACGCGCCCAAGGCCUCCAGCAGCACCGAGCCCAUGGUGACCACGGCCACGGGGUACCAUGGCAACGACAGCUCGGAGGUCUGACCGGCGCCCUCAGACCUUGUGACGUGCCGUUCGCUUGAUUUGCAAGUGCCUCAUACCUGUACACUGGGCAUACCUGUACACUGGGAUUCAUUCAGAGAAGUUUAAAAACGUCCCACACAACUGAGGAGGCUUUGGUUUCAACAAAAACCGCCACAACAACACGAACACAAGCUCUGCGUCUCCCUAUCUACAGCGAGUCACCGUAUCUGAACAAGAGGCACACGAUUUGUUAUGGUUUAUUAAUGGUGUUUGUCUUUCCAAAGGACUAUUUGAAUUUAUCCAAAGGUGCUAGAGGCUCCCCUAUUUGUCGAAUAGGGUUUUGCCCAAGGUUAAGGAUCACUGAGAUGAGAUUAAACAUAUGGGUCAAUGAAAAGGAUGGGAUUUUUUUUAAGGCCAUUUAGUUAUGUAAGCACAUUAUUUAUACUGUAAGAACUCACCGUUGUGUUUUCCUGUCAGUGCACUUCACGAUGUUGUCAACCCUUGAUGUCAAGAUUUCAUGUUGUGUGUCCCUGUAGUGUGUUCAUUUUCUGAUUCAAAAUGAGUCGGACUAAACUAGCAAAUGUCAUUUGAUGUAAGACGACUGCUCAGCAUCGCGAGGAAUGCUGAAUAUUGGUGAACUCUUUUUGGAUUGUUAUUUUCUGAAAUAUUACAGUUCAUGUACGGUAUUUGCGAAAUAAUUGCAUUUCUGUUGUCAUUGUCAUCUUUUUUUUAUAUGACUUUUUGGGUUUUGCGUCCCACAGCCAUCACUGUGGAGCGGGUUUGGUUUUGUCUCUGCUCGUCCCACAGCCAUCACUGUGGAACGGGUUUGGUUUUGUCUCUGCUCGUCCCACAGCCAUCACUGUGGAACGGGUUUGGUUUUGUCUCUGCUCGUCCCACAACCAUUACUGUGGAGCGGGUUUGGUUUUGUCUCUGCUCGUCCCACAGUGGAGCGGGUUUGGUUCUGUCUCUGCUCGUCCCACAGUGGAGCGGGUUUGGUUCUGUCUCUGCUCGUCCCACAGUGGAGCGGGUUUGGUUUUGUCUCUGCUCGUCCCACAGUGGAGCGGGUUUGGUUCUGUCUCUGCUCGUCCCACAGUGGAGCGGGUUUGGUUUUGUCUCUGCCCGUCCCACAGCCAUCACUGUGGAGCGGGUUUGGUUUUGUCUCUGCUCGUCCCACAGUGGAGCGGGUUUGGUUUUGUCUCUGCUCGUAUACCAUUUCUGCAUGUCCGCUGCUCUUAUUGUUGAUUUCGAGUAAAAAUGUCUGUCUCUAGAUGGUUUUAUGAAACACCUUUGGAUUACAUUUUAACGAGCUUGAGAGAGAAGCCACAACCUCUUAACCUCAUAGCGCUAAGUGGAAAACAUUUUUCCUAUGCCUGUUGUGUAUCAAAUCAUUUUGAUUUAUUUAACAAUGAUAGUGUCCCAGAAAAACUAGCACUGAUUUUUUUAUUUUUAUUUUUAUUUUAUAAUCAAACAUUUUCAGAGCACUGUAGUGAUCUGUUUAUCAAGACAGCUGUUCUGCUAUAACGCAGUCACAGAUACAGUAGACCUGCUAGAUACAAAUAAUAUUUUUGUAAGGUGAAGGGCACAUUCGUACGUAUAUUUUCUAAGAGUAUCCAAGAUGUUUACUAGCCUAGCGGAACCGGACGGAACUGGCGAGUUGUUCGCCCUGUGGGGCUGUGUUGUUGACAGACUGCCAUUCUAUUUGUUUUCCCCGUUAUUUUAAAAUCAGAGCACAAUACUCACAGGCAUAUUCAGUUAGAAUCCAUCAAAUCAAACUGAAUAAAGUGAUUGAUUCACAUAAAAGAAAUACUCGUAUUAGCCAGAAAUGAAAUUAUUAGCCGUUUAUAUACCUGGGUGAAAGAUACAGGCCUCACCUGGAUUGAUCUUGUUUGUUUGUUUGUUUUUUAUAUCAUACAGCCUAUUCCACACAGCUUACUACUUUUGAUAUUUUCACUGAUAUACCAUAAUCAUGAUCAUAUUUAUUUUGCUACCAUUUAGGGGUCCUCACAUAUUAAAUGAUUUACUACUGGGAUGUAUUGACUUAUACUUUCAUGAUUUUCUUUUUCUAUGAAAUACAAAACAAUCACUUGUCUACAUUAUACUGGAUGGCCACUAUCAUUGUGGUGGUGGAGUCAAGUAGAUGUAAUUUUGUGACGUGAAAUUAUUGUCCUCAUUGCUUGGAAAGCUUUGUGAUUGCAGGCCUCUGAGCUAGCCACAAUGCUACAUUGGUGUGGAGAUUUGUGCUAGAUUUGUGAAAUUGUUCAUCAGUUCAGUGCUUUCCUAAAAACCUCAGAUGAGUCACUGGAAAUGGGUUAUUUUGCACCUCUGUACGCUGCCAGAACACUUUGACACCACUGAUGCCACGGUCUUUAUUUCAAAAUAGGAAUGCUAUGCAAUCUACGACACAGCAAAUGUAAGAGUAUAGUGCGUUCUAAAAUGUUGUGUUUUUUGCUAAUGUUGUGUAUUUAUGUAACAUUUUGCUUCUUGUUGCUCACCUCAUAUAGAUAUUUGGUGCAUUUUCAUUAUUCCUGACUGAACCUGUCUUGAACACAUGUAUUGCCUAUAUGUGUGUAUACACAUGUAUGUAUGUAUAUACAUAUGUUUUGAAAAAUGAAUAUAGUUUGGAUGUUUUGGGGAAUGGUCAGUGUUAAAAUAUUGCCAAUGUACUGUAAGUAUUUGUAACAUAGACCUCUGGAGCAGAGUGUGAAUGCGGUCUGCAAAAUAAAGAUUUUUUUUUUUUUUUUCAAAUGAUGUUUCUUGACUCAAGAUCACUGCUGUGGAUUUUGGGAAUAAAUAUGCCUUUCUGCUUGUCAGGACCAGGUGUGUUUUUCUGUACUUUUUGGUGUGCGUUUUAUAAACUGGUGAAACUUGCUGUGAUUUCCACCCAAUGUGGACAGAAACAGAGGUCAUGUUGGUUGAGUUAUCUUUAUGAAAGUAAAGGUAAACAUUUGGCUGUCGGUUCCAUUUU
This is a messenger RNA of Conger conger (European conger), 12316 nucleotides long. RefSeq names its product FRAS1-related extracellular matrix protein 2-like. NCBI's taxonomy places the organism in Eukaryota, Metazoa, Chordata, Actinopteri, Anguilliformes, Congridae. The transcript is spliced from 24 exons. Gene Ontology annotation, molecular function: calcium ion binding. The record is from RefSeq and is a predicted model, not a curated record. Bases 1 to 9372 code for a protein of 3123 amino acids. Gene Ontology annotation, biological process: homophilic cell-cell adhesion; cell communication. Gene Ontology annotation, cellular component: membrane.